Molecule: messenger RNA, 1926 nt
Organism: Plasmodium vinckei vinckei
Lineage: Eukaryota; Apicomplexa; Aconoidasida; Haemosporida; Plasmodiidae
Product: conserved Plasmodium protein, unknown function
Exons: 1
Coding region: 1-1926 (641 amino acids)
Biological process (GO): box C/D snoRNP assembly; maturation of LSU-rRNA from tricistronic rRNA transcript (SSU-rRNA, 5.8S rRNA, LSU-rRNA); snoRNA localization
Cellular component (GO): pre-snoRNP complex; nucleus
Source: RefSeq, a predicted model, not a curated record
AUGAAAGAAAUGGAGCCAUAUCAGGGCAGGCAACCAAAUUGUACUGAUGAUUUAUGGAACUCCAAUAAACAAAAUAAUCAGCUAAACCAAAGAGGAAAUAUAAAUAAUCAUAAUAAAAGUUACAAUGAGGAAUACAAUACACAUUUUAAAGACAUACAAAAUAAUGAUAAUAUAAAAAAAAAGGAAAUAAAUCCUCCAAUUUUUAAAAAUUAUAAUAAUAUACAGCCAUACAGCCAUAUAAAUGAUCAAAAAAAAAAAAAUUUUUUUUUUAAUAAUUUUACAAAUAAAGCUAGUAACCUUAAUAAUAUUAAUAAAAGUUCGUCUAUUGAAGAUAAUAUAAAUAGAAAUUGUGAAAAUUGGAAUAAUAAUACUAUUUAUGGAUAUGAUGGGAACUACUUACCAUCUUCUUUAUAUAAUAAUAAUAAAAGCAAUUACAAGUUUAGUAACUUAAACAUGAAUAACCAUCAUAUUAAUAAAAAUAAUAUGUACAUGCAUAAUAAUAUAAUAAAUGAAGAAUAUCAAAAUGGGAAUAAUAUACAACAGGUAUGUAAGAUAGCUAGUAAUAACAAUAAUAUAAAGUAUAGAAAUAAAAAUAAUUAUAUAAAUAAUUUUAAUAAAAAUGGAAAAAAAAGAAAAUUAAUAAUGACUGAUAGGAUAAAUAGCUUUGAAAAAAAACAUAAAUUGGAAGAAAACUCUAAAGAUGAAAAUGAAGACAUACAAAAUAGUUUUGGCAAUUUAGUUCCAAAUUUGGAAAAUGAAUUAAAUAUAAAUAGUUCAAACGAAGGUGAAGAUGAAGAUGAAGAAAAUAAUAUAGAACAAAACAAAUUAUACACAAAUAGCCAUACAGAUAAUAUAACAAAAACAAUAGACAUAAACAAACAUGAUGACAAAACAAAUGAAAAUUAUAAUGAUGAUAAUCCUUAUAAAAUAAAACAAAAUGAUAUACUUAAAAAUGCAAUAGAUUAUUUUUCAAACAUUAAUAAAUACAAAAAUGAAGAAUUAAACUCGGAUGAUGAUGAUAGUGUAGUAAAGUUUGAUGAAGAUAAUCAAAAUAUAUGUUAUGUAUGUAAAAAAAAUAUGUACAUAUAUAAAUGUCCAUUUUGUGAAGCUAGGACAUGUUGUUUAGAAUGUUCUAAAAAUCAUAAAAAAUUAUUUAAUUGUAAAAAUAAAUUAAAAAAAGAUUUUAAAAUAAAACAUAUAGGAAGAAAUAAUUUUAAUGAUGAACUUUUGUAUAAAGAUUUCUUAUUUUUACAAAAUGUUGAAAAAAUUGUAGAAGGAAAUUAUAAAUUUAUAAAAAUAAAUGAUUAUGAAAAUAAGCCAAACAUUUGGGGAUAUUAUAGAGAUAAAAAAGUAUUUCAUAUUUUUAAGAAAAAAAAAAUACAUUUAUUAAAAGCACCUAUAUAUACAACUUUGCAUAAGACAAACAAAACAUGUAUUCGCAAUAGUAUUAUUUAUUGGACUGUUAAAGUUACAUUUUCAAAUUUAAAUUUUUUCAUAACACGAGAUAAUGUAAGUGAAAAUUCGACGUUUCUUCAGCUCUUAAAUGCACUGUGUACAAAAACAGAAAGUCUGCAAUCCAAGUUGAGCGAGUUUUUUAAAAACCUGAGCUCUCUGCGCAUUUAUUUAAAAAAUGGGACAAAGGUAGAAGAACCCAACAAGGAAGAAAACAAAAUUGAUAACAACGAUAAAGACGUGGUUGAGGACAUACCCGAAGAACAAAAUGACAAAACUGAUGAACAGACUUUUGAAGAACUCGAAAAUUCACAACGAAAUGAAUGUGACUUUUUUUCAGUGAAACAUACAAUCAACUAUGCAUUGAUAAAUCAAUCAUUUUAUGAAUAUCCACAUUUUUUUUUUGAAAUUUUAUAUGAAAAUGAUAUACCAAUUCCAAAUCCUUUAUAUAAAGAUAGUUCUAAUUCAAAAUAA